Theobroma umbraticum is the source of this 1045-nucleotide messenger RNA. RefSeq names its product lsd one like 1 (gene LOL1). The record is from RefSeq and is a predicted model, not a curated record. NCBI's taxonomy places the organism in Eukaryota, Viridiplantae, Streptophyta, Magnoliopsida, Malvales, Malvaceae.
CCCUUUUACAACAGCUUCGUAAUUUCACCAAAAUAAGAAAAUGAAAGAUAUUUCUUUUUUUUUUUCUCUCCUUUGAUAAGGUGAAAAUGAAAGCUUUCAGUUGACAUUUGCUCUCUAAGAUGAACCUGAUAAGGAACAUAGUAACCAAGAUAAUCUUUUCUUAACAACAGCUUUCUCUCUAUCUUUGUCCGUUCUUAACUUAAUCCUCUCUCUCUCUCUCUCUCUCUCUCCACUUCAUCUGCAGACUGCAAACUGAACAGAAUGGGAGAAACAUCGGUGCUCUCUGUUUUUGAGGUAGUGAAGUGUUAGGAUCCAGGAAAGGAAAGUUUACCUCUGUCUGAUUUUACAAUGCCAGUUCCUCUUGCUCCAUAUCCAACACCUCCAGCGCCAUACACUCCUCCUGCCAAUGGUGCUCAGAGCCAGCUUGUGUGCUCUGGAUGUAGAAACCUAUUACUCUAUCCAGUUGGAGCAAACUCUGUGUGUUGUGCUGUUUGCAAUGCAGUAACAGCUGUGCCGCCUCCUGGCACAGAAAUGGCCCAGUUGGUUUGUGGAGGCUGCCAUACCUUAUUAAUGUACAUCCGAGGGGCCACAAGUGUUCAAUGUUCAUGCUGUCACACCGUCAAUCUGGCAUUGGAAGCAAAUCAGGUGGCACAUGUAAAUUGUGGGAACUGCAGGAUGCUACUAAUGUACCAGUAUGGAGCACGAUCUGUAAAAUGUGCAGUUUGCAAUUUUGUGACAUCAGUUGGGGCCUCAGCAAGUGCCACUGAACAGAAGUUCAACAACUAAAGAUUUUAUUUUUGCACCCAAGUUGAUUACGUAGAAGCGACAACUUCGGUUUUGCAACAUUACAAUAUCCUCACGGUUGCACUCUCAGCGAAAUAGAGGAAAUCCCCUCCUCAAAUGUAUAGAGUUAUUUUUCCCUGCGUGACGUAUUUAUGAAUAAGCAGUUUUGGCAGCUGGUUGGAUGUAUGAUAAGUGUUUCCAUCAGAAAGACUCUGAGUUAUCCUCCAAUAAGAUAAACUUGGUUUUCUUUUACUUUGCCUUA